Messenger RNA from Pygocentrus nattereri (red-bellied piranha), 3125 nucleotides. RefSeq names its product carbohydrate sulfotransferase 10 (gene chst10). NCBI's taxonomy places the organism in Eukaryota, Metazoa, Chordata, Actinopteri, Characiformes, Serrasalmidae. Bases 228 to 1355 code for a protein of 375 amino acids. Gene Ontology annotation, molecular function: sulfotransferase activity. Gene Ontology annotation, cellular component: membrane. Gene Ontology annotation, biological process: proteoglycan biosynthetic process; carbohydrate biosynthetic process. The transcript has 6 exons. The record is from RefSeq and is a predicted model, not a curated record.
CCGCCAGGCGGAGCAGUUCUGUUUCUCUGCAGUCAGAUUGACAGGAGGCUCCUCAUCAGUCAGGCACCAUCUCCAUCAUACAACAGCGGCCUGUGAGAGAAAAAAUGUCCGAAAAGUCAUGGAAACUGUUGGAGGUGUCGCUCCAGCGCGGCGGCGGGACGCACCACGAUAUAAAGCACCGCAGCUCUGAUUUCCACUGAAGGCUCCGUCACCAUGUCCAUGGCUUAAUGAUGCGGCGUCACUGGCUGUUGGUUGGCGCUUGUGGAUGGGUGCUGCUCGUCCUUGUGUUCGCCAGCAAGUUCAUCAACUUCGGCUUCAGAAUGCCAGAUGACUAUGGGGGAAGGCCUGAACUGCUGAACUGGACCUUUCCAUCCAUAAAGACUGUGAAACCCCUACCCGAGCAGCUCGUACAGAAGGCGGCAUCUCAGUCAUCUCCAGCAGUGACUCAGCUUUUUAGUAUCCAGUCCUCAGGUGGCCUGGCUGAAGUCGAGCUUUCAGACUGGCACUCAGUGACUGUGCAGCGCUUGCAGCUUUUGUCCAGCAUUUGCAGGAACUCCUCUCUCUGGAACCUCACUCACACUCCGCUGCGCAAGUUUGUUCUCGACCGCAUCUUUGUUUGCGACAAAUACAAGAUCCUUUUCUGCCAGACACCCAAGGUUGGCAACACGCAAUGGAAGAAGGUUCUCAUUGUUCUCAAUGGAAAGUUCUCCAAGGUUGAAGAUAUACCUGAGAAUGUGGUCCAUGACCACGAGAGAAAUGGUUUACCUCGCCUGUCCUCUAUGAGUGACGCAGAGAUCACUGAAAGAUUACAUACAUACUUUAAGUUCUUCAUUGUCAGAGACCCCUUUGAGCGUCUCAUAUCAGCCUUCAAGGACAAGUUUGUGAAGAACCCGCGCUUCGAGCCAUGGUACAAGCACAACAUAGCACCUGCCAUUAUUCGCAAGUACCGCAAAAGCCAUCAAGACACUGGCGAAAGUGCUGGCUUGCACUUUGAGGACUUUGUCCGUUACUUGGGCGACGAGCCUGGCCGACAGCACCUGGAUCAGCAGUUCGGCAACCACAUCAUCCACUGGUUAACCUACACUGAACUGUGUGCUCCAUGUGACAUUUCGUACGAUGUGGUCGGACACCAUGAGACUCUUGAGCUUGACGCCCCGUAUAUUCUGAAAGCUGCUGGGAUUGCAGAUUUGGUGUCGUACCCCACCAUCCCACCAGGGAUAACCCGUUACAACCGGACCAAGAUGGAACACUACUUUUCUGGAAUCAGCAAGCGGGACAUUCGCCGCCUCUAUGCUCGUUACCAGGGUGACUUCAGCCUUUUCGGCUAUCACAGACCCGAUUUCCUGUUUGACUGAUGAGAUGCUUGCUAUGUCUAUUUUUGAGGAACACCCAACUAAAGGAUAUUUUGUAAUAUUGGAGAGUUCUCCCAGAUUGUUUUCUGUUGCCUGAUAGAGAUGGUAUUGAAAAUUUGCCGUUUUGCACUGAUCUUGGACCAGCUACGUGGAUUUCAUGGUCAUGAUUUUAUUACAUGAAGCAGUGUUUAGGUCACACUAAGAAGCAGCUGCAGCUAAAAAAGUGGAGCAGCUAAAAAGGACAUGCUGGGUUUUAAAGCAUCAUUCUGGCAAAGCUGAUUGCUGCCUUGUUACUGCUUGGUUCCAGUUUUUGAGUCUUGAUAUUUGGUUGCUACUGUAUUUGCCAUAUGAAAAUGAAAGUGCCACAUACUGAUGUUAGUUAAGAAAAGGUACUUGUAAUCUUUUACUAGAAGGAACUGUUCCCCUUUGAAAAUGAACUUGCAUACACUCUCUGACUUUAGAACAAAAUAAUGGUCUUCCUGCAACUUUCUGUAGAACUGGAUGAUGCUGUUCCUCUCAGAUUCCUUGAUUUCUGAAGCUGUACAGUAUUGUGCACAUGUUUGCCUUUUAAUUUAAAUUCCAGUGAAAAGUACAGUAUUAGCAACAGGUUAUGAAGAGGUUAUUCAGCAUUACAGGGAAAAAAAAACAAAACACUUAAAUAACAGCAGAUUACAAAGAAGCCUCAACAACUAAACGCAAUAUUAGAUUUCUCAGUAUUUUAGACUUUUUCAGUUUUCUAAAUAAAUAUGCAUGAAUAUUCUUCUAAACCUCCAAAAUUUAGUCUUAGACGUUGGCUACAUUUUCUGUUUCUCACAAUAUAUCUUAACAGUGACAAACAUGAAAAAAUGGAGUGGAUCACUUCAUCCUUCAAAAAAAGAAAAAAAAUUCCCAUUUUAAUUGAAUCCUGACUAACUUAAAUUAAAAGUUCAUUAAAUUAGAUUCUAGUGCCAGUUUUCUUCCUUUUUUAUCUCCUUCCAUUUCUCAUCAACGCCGCCUUAACAGCUACACAUCCUUUCAGGCUCAUGCCGUCGAGUGGUCUUCUCACAGUGGAAGGAUGGACAGGAACACAACAAUCAAGAGGGAAGCUUGGUUUUCUCCUCUCUCUCUCCAAGAUGAUUGCUUAUGAAAGUUUAUCUGAUGGUGACAGAUUUUGUGGUCUACCUGGUUAUGAGUUUCAUUUUCACAGUAUUUUUUAAAUCAUUUGUUGAUGAGGCAUCUGUGUAAUUUUCUGUUAUAGACUUUUUUCUCCUGACAUUGAAAAUUGAAUAACUUAAUGGCUGUUUGAUCGGAGAUAAAAUAGACAAAAGUUUGGUCUUUAACUUUUGCGUAGUACCAAGUGUGCGAGAAUCAUAUAAGUUCAGACCACAAAAGUUCUAACAGCUUUGUUUACAUCAUUGUAAACAGUACAUUUUAAAGGUCUUUAUCGUUGCACCAUUAUGGGGCAAGAAAGUUGUUCUGAGCUCUUGAAGCAUCUACAGACAGUUUUGUUAAAGUAAAUCACAGAGUUGCUCUAAAGUAACGAACCUGUGUGCUGCACACUGAAGAUUCUUCUCCAUUUUCUUUUUCAGGUACUAUAGUUAUCAUUUUGAGGGCUGUGGGUUUUGGGAAAUUGCCUGUUUUGUUUUUUUGGGACACAUACAUCAACUUGUCUUCCAAACAUCUGCCUCUCCGACUCCACUUAUAAAACUGACAGAGGAACAUAGUUUAUUUACUAAUAGGAUAUUAUUGAAGAAUCUCAACAACAAUUUCUAAUAAAUAUUAAAAUGUCUCACA